Calypte anna (Anna's hummingbird) is the source of this 2262-nucleotide messenger RNA. RefSeq names its product CXXC finger protein 5 (gene CXXC5). The transcript is spliced from 3 exons. Gene Ontology annotation, cellular component: nucleus. The record is from RefSeq and is a predicted model, not a curated record. The coding region runs from base 375 to 1205 and encodes 276 amino acids. NCBI's taxonomy places the organism in Eukaryota, Metazoa, Chordata, Aves, Apodiformes, Trochilidae. Gene Ontology annotation, molecular function: zinc ion binding; methyl-CpG binding.
GCCGGCAGCCGCGGGCAGCGGCGGCAGCGCCGUGCAGCGAUCGGGGGCCGAGCACUCCCCGAGCGAGCGGCGAUGAGGAGAGCCGCGUGGUGUGCAGCAGAGCCGCAGAGAGGGUUUGUGCUGAGCUUGGACUGAAAGCCCCUGGUGCUGGGGGAGGCACCCGCUUGAUGAGCGUUCCCAUCUGAUUUCUCCCCCGUGGCUGGCAGACCUGGUGCUACCAGAAGGGCUUUGGGGUUCUUUCACUUUGGUGUUGUUGGGGGUGGGUUUGGUUUUUUUUUUUUUUUUUUGGGGGGGGGGAUUUUUUUUUUUUAAUUUUUUUUUUUUAGUUUUUUAAUUUUGGGUUGGGUUUUGUUUGCUGGGUUGCGGGCAGCACCAUGUCCAAUUCGGGCUCCCAUCAAGACACUGGGAACAAGGCAGAGACGGAAAAAAGCAACCAAGAUGACUCUCAACCCCCUGUCAGCUCCGAGAGGAGGAACAAAAGUGGAAUAAUAAGCGAACCUUUGAACAAAAGUCUUAAGAAGUCCCGUCCACUCUCCCACUAUUCCACCUUUGGUAGCAGCAGCUCGGUAAGCGAACAUUCAGAGAAAGGCAACCCCUUAGCUAAUGGCAACGAAGCGACUGUGGAUAAAAGUCAUUCUACCUCAAAGCACAAAAACAUCUCUAGUAUGCUGAGCAAAUUAGACCGGGUGUCGGAGAUCUCCGCAGAAGGACAGCUCGCCCUCCAACAGUUUGCUCAGUCGACAGAAAUGCUCAAAAGGGUGGUCCAGGAGCACCUUCCCCUGGCCGGCGACCACGGGACUGGGAUCUCUGACAUGGAGGCGGUCUCAGCCGCAGAGACAAUGAACGGCCCCUCAGAUUUCCCUUACCUGGGGGCUUUUCCCAUCAACCCGGGCCUUUUCAUCAUGACCCCCGCCGGCGUCUUCCUGGCAGAGAGCGCGCUCCAUAUGGCCGGCUUGGCAGAGUACCCCAUGCAGAAUGAGUUGGCAUCUGCCAUCAAUUCGGGGAAAAAGAAACGGAAAAGAUGCGGCAUGUGCCCGCCCUGCCGAAGACGGAUAAACUGCGAGCAGUGCAGCAGUUGUAGGAAUCGCAAAACUGGCCACCAGAUUUGCAAAUUCCGGAAAUGUGAAGAACUCAAAAAGAAGCCUUCUGCAGCACUGGAGAAGGUGAUGCUUCCCACAGGAGCCGCCUUCAGAUGGUUCCAGUAGGAACGGGAAUCCCAAAGCUCUGUCAUCCAAGUGCAAUGUCACUGCUUGCUUGUGUUGUCUCAGGCAAGGGAUUUUUUGGCUGAAAUGAAUGGAUGCACCUGUGUCUCUUUAGAACCAAAAAUAUUUUCUCGCAAAUCUCAUUCCUGUUUUUAUAAUUUUUUUCCUUUUUUUUUUUUCUUUUUCUUCUUUUUUUUUCUUUUUUUUUUGUUCGUUUUAACAUCUUCGAGUCCUAGUCAGGCAUUUAACUGCUUUUCAAAUAAUAAUAAUAAUUAAAAAAAAAAUAAUUAAAAGAAAAAAACAAUGGAUCUGUAAAGUACCAAGACUUAAUAGACAGAGUAUGGACAAUCAGUUUCUUUCUGUGUUUUGGUGUUGAUGUUGUUUAUGUGUGAAAGAUGCAGUACUUGUGUAGGGAAUGUAAAUCUACAGUAACCUUUUAAAAUCUAGUUACUAAUAAGCACUACUGUAAUUUAGCACAGUUGUUUAAUUGCACCCUCAUUUAUACUUUUUAUUUGAUUCUUUCCCAUCAUACAAUAGAGUGGAUAGUUUCUAGAAUGCCUCAACUUCAUGUUUAUAAAUGAGAAUAUGUUUAAAGCGAUGUAGUAUCCCUUUUCCUAGCCAUUCACCUAUGUGAGUUUAACCUGCAAGAGGUUGGGUAUAAAAGGUGGAAGAAAAAACAAUUGCUGCACAACUGGUGGUCAUCAAAAAAAAAAAAAAGAAAAAAGAUUGAAAAAAUUAAAAAGAGAAAAAAAAUAAGGUCACUGUUAGUUCAUUAACAUAGAACAAGAAACACUGAGUACAGAAAAAACCAAACCCAACAACAAACCAAUUCUAAUUGCAAGGGUUUAAUCCUAGAAGUAAUUUUUGUAAACUUACUGAAGUUCAAAUCAAAAAUAAAAAUACUAUUGCAGGACCUGUGCUGAAGCAGUUCUGAAAAGUGAUAUUUCUCUUCUGUUCAACUCCAGCUCUCUCUCCAUCAUUAAAUUGAAAUGCUGUUUGUAAUGUUUUAGCAAUCCAGGCUGUUUUUGUGAAUAAAAUGAAUGCAUGUUUUGUGUCAUGA